GAGGAGGGAGAGGGCACGCAGCCGCGUACACCAGCGGCGGGCGUGGAAGGAGGGGUACAGGAUGGCGAGACGCCCUCCCAACAGCCUGGGCCGUCAGGGCUGCUUGGCCCCACGGUCGUGGGCGUAGAGAAGGUGUCCCUGGACAUUGGAGGGCGCGGGGCCUGGAAGCCCGGCCCCAAGUCCUCCAAGGUCCGGGAUAAGAGGAAAAAGGAUGCCCGCCGGACCAUGUCGGACCCUCAAGUCCGGGAUGAUCCGGAGGACACGGAGGGGGACUCGACAGCCCUUGCGAGCAAGAUAAGCAAGAGGUCCAAAGGGUCCCCCUCCCCGAGGAACACCGAAGGGGAGGGGACCGCGCGAAGCGAGGACUCCGAGGCCUUCGCGACGGACGACGCGGCCAGCGCAGUGGACCCCGAGGGGGACGAUGGCUCCGAUGGGAGUACCAAGUCCCACACGUCCCGCUCGGGGGCCACGAAGAGGAGUCGGAGCGGCGGGAGGGGGAAGGGCGCGAAGGUGGCCCGCCCCCCCGACAGCUCCAGCGGGGAGGAGGAAGACCCCCCUGAAAAAAAGGAUGGCCGGGGCAGGCCCGGUACAACGGGGGAGGGCAUCGCGGUACGCGCCCGCAAACAAGAGAAGGCCCUCCAGGGGGAUUACGAUCCCCCAAAGUAUAAGGCCGCGAUGCAGAUGAAGAAGAGGGAGAUGGAGGAGCAAAUCCCCCAGCUCCCCACCCGCGAUAUAGUGGCGCGCGUCUUGGAGCACGCCAGCGGGAUUGACUACGCGGUGAGUGUCAGCAGGAAUUUGAGAAGGGAUCUUGCUGCCCAGAUAAGGAACGGGGCCUUGUUUACCAAGGUCGCCGUCGACGCCCUCUCGACCAGG
Molecule: messenger RNA, 873 nt
Organism: Vollenhovia emeryi
Lineage: Eukaryota; Metazoa; Arthropoda; Insecta; Hymenoptera; Formicidae
Exons: 1
Source: RefSeq, a predicted model, not a curated record